CGUGUGUAAAUGUGGUUCGAUGGAGUUGCCAGGGUCAUUUUCUUGCAUCCGGAGGCGAUGAUAAGUUGGUAAUGAUAUGGAAGUUAACUGGUGAAGGAAGCUCGACAAUAUUCGGCGGAGGCGGGAAAGUUAACAUAGAAACAUGGAAAUGCGUUUUCACAUUAAACGCCCACACUGGAGACGUCCUGGAUUUAGCUUGGGCUUCUCACGACGGAUGGUUAGCUUCCGGUAGUGUGGAUAAUACUAUUAUUAUUUGGAACGCGCAUAAAUUUCCCGAAAAAAUUGCUGUUUUAAAAGGACAUACCGCAAUGGUUAAGGGAGUGACAUGGGAUCCGGUUGGAAAAUAUAUAGCAAGCCAAUCUGAUGACAAAACAUUAAGAGUUUGGAGGACCGCAGAUUGGACUCAACAAGAAAUUGUUUCUGAUGCCUUUGCAGAGUGUUCAGCGACAACCCACGUUUUAAGACUUUCUUGGUCACCUGACGGGCAGUAUUUGGUAUCAGCGCACGCAAUGAAUGGAGGUGGACCAACAGCGCAAAUUAUAGAACGGGAUGGUUGGAAACAAGACAAAGAUUUUGUUGGACAUAGAAAAGCUGUUACCUGUGUGAGAUUUAAUUCAAAUAUAUUAAAAAAAUUUUCUCCUGGAAGUCCAAAACCUCAACAGUAUUGUUGUUGCGCGAUUGGUUCGCGAGAUCGGUCAAUAAGCGUUUGGUUAACCUCUUUAAAACGACCUCUAGUUGUUGUUAAAGACGUUUUUGACGAUAGUGUUUUGGAUAUAUCUUGGAGCAGCAAUGGCUUAUAUUUAUUGGCUUGUUCAUGGGAUGGAAGUGUUGUCUGUAUUAUAUUUACUUCUGAAGAAAUUGGUGUUCCACUUUCAACAGCAGAAAAGAACUCUUUGUAUGAAAGAAUGUAUGGUAAAUCUCUUCAAAGAAAUUUGCUCAAUCAAAGUUUUUCUGGUAGUCAAAUUAUUGAAAAUCCAGAAAUAUUAUGUGCCAUGGAAGAGGUGAAUACUGCUGAAAGAAGAUCACAGGAAGUACCAAUGGAAGAAGAUGAAGCACCGAUAUUUGUAAAUACUCCCAUACAAGAAGAAUUAAACACCAGUAGUGUUUUAGUCCCAGUAAAUCAACAAGUUGAAACUAGAUUACCUAGUGGAAAACGUCGAAUAACACCAAUGUUUUUAAAACCAGCACCGUCCACAGCAGUAGCUUCAAAGGAAACAACUGAAGCUCCUACUAUAAAUGAAACUUCACAGUUCAGUAGUUCAUCGCCUUCUAAAAGUAAGAUUGUUGUUGUUCAAGAAAGUUCAAUGGAAAAACCGAGUCAACCUUUACAAAAAAGUGAAACCGCGAUUGUAAAUAAAGUAAUGUCGUCAUGUCCGCCAGGGAUGCAAAUUAAUCAAUUAUUGUGUUCAGAAGUGCCUGGUGAUCUUCCAAUUGUUAAAUUUAUUGAUCUCAUGGAACCUUUAAAAAUGCCUGCAGGAAAAUCUGUCAUGAAACGAAGUAGUAAAAUGAAGAUACAGGUAACUAAUUCUUGCCAAUCAGUUUCAAAAGGGACCUUAUCUAGACUGGAAGUUUUUAAAAACGAAGAAGAUAAACAGCCAAUUUGGGAAACUUACAUAGGAUCCGCUGUAAGAUGUAUAGAAGGAAAUAGGAAACUAAUAGUAGCUUGUUGCGAAGAUCUCAGCAUUAACACAUAUCUUAUAACAUCAGGAGCUAAACCAUUACCACCUCUUUUAAUAGAAGACGUAGUCGCUGCUUUAAGUCUUUCUGAGACUGGAAAUUGUUUGGUUUUAACAAAAACCGGUUUGAUGCAUAUGUGGAAUUUAGAACAAGGCAAAUCAGUAUUAAAUCGAAUAUCAGUGAGGAGUUUACUUUCCAAUAAAGCAAACGUUUCGAAUUGUAUCUUAUCCUCGGAAAAACCUCUUUUAACGCUAAGCGAUGGAAGAGCUUAUAUGUACAGUUUAGAUUUAGGAACAUGGAUACUUCUUACAAACCCUUUAGAUCCAUUGAGCAGAUCAAGUGGUGCUUUAACCAAAGGCGUUUUGCAUAAUUUACCUUUGGCGUCGUUGCAAAAAGGGAUGCCUUCUCAUCUACAAAACGAGGCGCUUCCUUCUGGGGUUACCCUAAGCUUCCUUGAGGCUCAAUUAAUAUCCAGUUCGGUUUUACGAUCUGCGACAGAGUUUAGACAUUGGCUUCUGGCAACCGUUAAUCAUCUGCUUGAAAAAGGUCCUGAAUGCAGAUUAAGAUCAAUUCUUGAUGAUCUUAUAGGCCCUAUACAUUCCUCAAGUAAAGAAUCAUCACAAAAAUAUGAUAUAAUGGGAUUAUCUAAAAAGAAGCUUUUGAAUGAAAUCCUAUCAUUAAUAAAGAUGAAACUGCCAUGGCAAAGACUGUAUAAGGAGUACAGUGAACAACUGGCACUCGCUAAUGAAUUACCACUUUAAGUGAAAGAAAUAAGUAUUUCUUGUUUUGUAAUUACAUCUUUAUAAAGAAAAUAAUGUUUGAGGAAAUUUUAAUGUAAAAAUUAAUGAAAUU
Onthophagus taurus is the source of this 2529-nucleotide messenger RNA. The record is from RefSeq and is a predicted model, not a curated record. Lineage: Eukaryota; Metazoa; Arthropoda; Insecta; Coleoptera; Scarabaeidae.